Molecule: messenger RNA, 1199 nt
Organism: Rattus rattus (black rat)
Lineage: Eukaryota; Metazoa; Chordata; Mammalia; Rodentia; Muridae
Gene: Rdh13
Product: retinol dehydrogenase 13
Exons: 7
Coding region: 138-1142 (334 amino acids)
Molecular function (GO): oxidoreductase activity
Source: RefSeq, a predicted model, not a curated record
GCCCCAAAGCCGGGUUCUGUUGGCUGUGUCGUUCCACUUCCUCGCUACACGAGCGCACGUGGGGUUUUGGGCAGCACAUUUGUCCGCGGAGUGGCCGUGGAGUGCAAAUACACUGACACCCUGUUCUCCAGCCUGGGAUGAAUCGCUUUCUGCUGCCGGUGUCCGUAGUGGGCACGGUAAUCGGCGGCACCGUGCUGCUCAAGGACUAUGUCGCUGGUGGGGCUUGUCCCAGCAAGGCCACCAUACCUGGGAGGACUGUUAUCGUGACAGGAGCCAACACAGGCAUCGGGAAACAAACUGCUUUGGAGCUGGCUAAAAGAGGAGGCAACAUCAUUCUGGCCUGCCGUGACAUGGAGAAGUGUGAGGCAGCUGCAAAGGACAUUCGAGGAGAGACCUUGAAUCCCCGUGUGCGUGCCGAGCACCUAGACUUGGCUUCCCUCAAGUCCAUCCGAGAGUUUGCAGGGAAGAUCAUUAAAGAGGAGGAGCGAGUGGACAUUCUGGUCAACAAUGCAGCCGUGAUGCGGUGCCCACACUGGACCACCGAGGAUGGCUUUGAGAUGCAGUUUGGUGUCAACCACUUGGGGCAUUUUCUAUUGACAAAUUUGCUGUUGGACAAGUUGAAGGCCUCGGCCCCAUCACGCAUCAUCAAUCUCUCCUCUCUGGCUCAUGUUGCUGGGCACAUAGACUUCGAGGACUUGAACUGGCAGAUGAAAAAGUAUGACACCAAGGCAGCUUACUGCCAGAGCAAGUUGGCUGUUGUCCUCUUCACCAAGGAGCUGAGUCGCCGGCUGCAAGGCACUGGUGUGACUGUCAAUGCGCUGCACCCUGGUGUGGCCAGGACGGAGCUGGGGCGACAUACAGGCAUGCACAACUCUGCUUUCUCUGGCUUCAUGCUUGGGCCCUUCUUCUGGCUGCUGUUCAAGAGUCCCCAGCUGGCGGCCCAGCCCAGCACAUACCUGGCUGUGGCAGAGGAACUGGAGAGUGUCUCUGGGAAGUACUUUGAUGGACUCAGAGAGAAGGCUCCAUCUCCUGAGGCUGAAGAUGAGGAAGUAGCCCGGAGGCUUUGGACCGAAAGUGCCCAUUUGGUGGGCUUGGACAUGGCUCAUGGGUCCUCUGGGAGAGGACGUUCUAUCUCCAGAUAACCUUCAGAAAUCCAGAUGGAGCCUCAUCAUCCUCUAGGGGCAGUGUUGCACUGUUGG